AUGCCUCACCUGCGUCGACAACCAAAUCCGCGCGAUUAUAUAUCUAAUGAAGACAUCAACGGGCCCCGCGACCUCCGCGCACAAUUCCAGACCCCGCCAACUCGUCACACUCCCACCAACCCAACCCAUCACCACCCCUCCACCGGUCCAAAUGCUUUCACGCCCGAUCCAGUCGCACAAGCGGGUCAUCCAGCGGCAUCAAUAAAUCCGUUCAUGAUAUUUGGUAGACCGAGAGCAGACCAGCAAGCGCCGCAAGCGCCGCCAAUGAUGAGUUCCGACGAUUUUGACGAUGAUUACGAUCCGCGCGGCCACGCCAUGCAAGAGCUCGAUGAGGAUGGCGGGUACCUGGACCAGGACGAUUCCUUUGGAGAGGAUCAGGUUGAGGAAGAUCAAUUUGAUGAUGAUGACUCUGAUCUUGAAGACGAGGAAUUGGAACAAGAAGUCGAAGAUCAGUUCGAGCAAGAAGACGAAGAUGGAGACGUCGACGAGGAAAUGCGCGAUCAAGAAAAAUCACCAUCUCCCCUGCCGCCCAACUUGCGCGAAAUCUCCUCACUUGCAUCCUGGACUGUCUCAACCUCCAAACCAGGCUGCGGCGUCGAGGCUCUCCGCAACCCCUCCCCAGCACAAUACUGGCAAUCCGACGGACCCCAACCGCACACGCUCACCCUCCACUUUUUCAAAUUAGUCGCCGUCGUGCGCAUCCGAGUCUACCUCGAUUUCGAACUAGACGAAAGCUACACGCCGACAAAGAUGAUCUUCGCAGCAGGCAUGGGCGGCAACGACCUCGUCGAGUUCGCAGCCUGGGAAGGCGAGGGACCACGCGGCUGGGUCGAUGUGCCGCUACAAGGUGUCGGCGGACGAAAUGGAGGCUGGGUGCGCAAUGAUGCCGGGAAGACGAGAGGACGCUCGACGAGCUCGCGUCGACGGACAAUCGUUUAUCGGAACUGUGAUGACCCUGAUCAUGAACACGACGAUGAGUGCGAUCCGUUGUACGAUGUUGAAGACGCCAGUAGCGAGGUGGAUGAGGAUGACCCGUAUUCGGGGAAUGUGCUUAAGGCUAUGGUUAUCCAGAUGCGCAUUAUGGAGAACCAUCAGAAUGGAAAGGAUACCCAUGUUCGUGGGUUCCAGGUCUUUGCUUGUGAUGAUUCUCGCCGUCGGAUGGCGGCUGCUCCGUCGGCUUCGGCUGAUGCGAGGCGUCGGCCUUCUUCGCUGCGUGGGCUUCAUGAUCUUCGUGGGCGUGCGGCGAGUGAGGAGGUUGAUAAGGGGCUUACUAGUACUGGUCUGGAUGAACCGGAUUGGAUGGGCGAGCCAGUGAUUCGAUAA
This is a messenger RNA of Penicillium bovifimosum, 1323 nucleotides long. Its product is annotated as anaphase promoting complex subunit DOC1. Bases 1 to 1323 code for a protein of 440 amino acids. The record is from RefSeq and is a predicted model, not a curated record. Gene Ontology annotation, cellular component: anaphase-promoting complex. The transcript is spliced from 2 exons. Gene Ontology annotation, biological process: protein K11-linked ubiquitination; anaphase-promoting complex-dependent catabolic process. Lineage: Eukaryota; Fungi; Ascomycota; Eurotiomycetes; Eurotiales; Aspergillaceae.